CCCAAUGGCUGGGAUCCACGGGCCGCCCCUCAGCUGAUCGUGUCGUGCUCGCGUCUCCAGGAAGCCAAUCGGACAGCCCGGGGGCCGGCACCGGCAGCCGAUAAAUGGGCCGGCGGGGAGCUGGCGCCUCCAGAGCCAAGCAUGGGAGCGCCUCGGGGGAAGUGAGCAGCCAGCCAGCCGCUCGCCCAGCCGCUCCUCCGCAUCGCCUGCCCCUGCUCGGCGGGCAAGGCAAGGCAAGGACCCCAGUAACGUACCCCGCAGCCAUGGCCACGUCAGCGAGUUCCCACCUGAGCAAAGCUAUAAAGCAGAUGUACAUGAAGCUGCCUCAGGGUGAAAAGGUGCAAGCUAUGUACAUCUGGAUUGAUGGGACUGGGGAGCACCUGCGCUGUAAAACCCGGACACUGGACAAAGAGCCCAAGAGCAUUGAAGAUCUGCCCGAGUGGAACUUUGACGGCUCAAGCACCUUCCAGUCUGAGGGUUCAAACAGUGACAUGUACCUUCUCCCUGCUGCCAUGUUCCGGGACCCUUUCCGCAAGGACCCCAACAAGCUGGUUCUUUGUGAGGUCUUAAAAUACAACCGCAAGUCAGCAGAGACAAAUCUAAGGCACACCUGUAAACGGAUUAUGGAUAUGGUGUCUAACCAGAUCCCCUGGUUUGGGAUGGAGCAGGAAUACACUCUUCUUGGGACAGAUGGACAUCCAUUUGGCUGGCCUUCCAAUGGCUUCCCUGGGCCACAGGGUCCAUAUUACUGCGGCGUAGGAGCAGACAAAGCCUAUGGCAGAGACAUUGUGGAAGCGCAUUAUCGAGCGUGUCUCUAUGCUGGUGUUAAAAUUGGAGGAACAAAUGCAGAAGUGAUGCCCGCACAGUGGGAAUUCCAGGUGGGCCCAUGUGAAGGGAUUGAGAUGGGGGAUCACCUCUGGAUUGCACGCUUCAUUCUACAUCGGGUGUGUGAAGACUUUGGGGUAAUCGUGUCCUUUGAUCCCAAACCCAUCUCUGGGAAUUGGAAUGGAGCCGGUUGCCACACCAACUUCAGCACCAAGUCCAUGAGGGAGGAAGGAGGCCUCAAGCAUAUAGAAGAGGCCAUUGAGAAGCUCAGCAAGCGGCACCAGUACCACAUCCGUGCUUACGACCCAAAAGGGGGGCUGGACAACGCCAGGCGCCUGACAGGCUUCCACGAGACAUCCAGCAUCCAUGAAUUCUCUGCUGGCGUGGCCAACCGUGGGGCCAGUAUCCGUAUCCCCAGAAACGUGGGCCAAGAAAAGAGAGGCUACUUUGAGGACCGCCGGCCCUCUGCCAACUGCAACCCUUAUGCUGUGACAGAGGCACUAAUUCGUACGUGUCUUCUCGGCGAAACCGGGGAUGAGCCCUUUGAGUACAAGAACUAAGUGAACUGGCCCCUGACAGACACUGCUUACCCCCCAAACAUCCCUUCUAGAUGUAAUUCUGAGGGCACAGGUUACCACUUUCUUUGUGUCCCAGUAACUCGUGUUGUGUUGGGGGGAGGGAGCAUUUAGUUCUUGUUGAUGUCCCUUUAUUGAUGCUUGAGAGGAGGAGUGUGCUUUAGAGAAGAAUUUUAACCACUGUUUUGUCUAAUUCAUCUGUAUGUCUGACAGGACCCAGUGGCUUCCAUGGACACAGGGUGAUAGGCUGAAGGAAGGUGGAUGGACAAGAGGCUAUAAUGGGUUUUGCCCAAGAGAGUAACUCCCAUGAUAACAGACCAAUUGUCCUUGGAUUAGGGUUAUUUGGGGGAGAAAGGAAUAAAGCAGCUAUGAUAGAUUCUUACCCCUUUGCACACUUACAUAUGGUGGGAAAUUUCCUUUCUCUGGCUUUGAUAAGGCUUUUGGGCAUCUUCUUGAGUUCUACUGUCACAGCUAAAUGUGGGAGCUGGUAGCAAAUUUCCUCCUCGCUCUGUCAUUGGAAGCCACUCGAUCUCCUGUGUCUAACACAGAGUGAAGUAGUAUUUUUUUAUAUUUAAAUGUAAAAACAAACUAUAUAAAUUUUUUUU
Dermochelys coriacea (leatherback sea turtle) is the source of this 2005-nucleotide messenger RNA. RefSeq names its product glutamate-ammonia ligase (gene GLUL). Bases 105 to 1385 code for a protein of 426 amino acids. Gene Ontology annotation, molecular function: glutamine synthetase activity. NCBI's taxonomy places the organism in Eukaryota, Metazoa, Chordata, Testudines, Dermochelyidae. The record is from RefSeq and is a predicted model, not a curated record. The transcript is spliced from 7 exons. Gene Ontology annotation, cellular component: cytoplasm.